AUGCUGGCAUACCUGCUGUUUCUCUGGGCAACGCUCGCCCUCGCCAUCCCGAUUGACAAUAACCUCUACGAACGACAAGACGACAACCACUGGGUCGUGACAUGGACGUCUAUGACCCAAGAGGUGGAACAGAGUAAUCUUCCACCUUCGCCAUACAAUGGAGGAAGUAUUCAGUUCCGCAACGCGACGCUUCGUCAGACCUUCCACGCUUCUAUCGGCGCAUCACGCAUCCGUUUCCAGCUUACAAACACCUUUGGGGGUUCAGAUCUGCCCAUCACAGCAGCCUCCGUCGCCUUUCCACUCGGCGGAGCCGCAGGCGUAUCUGGAAUUGAUCCUGCCACCACCAAGGGACUCACUUUCUCCGGGUCUCCAUCUGUGAUUAUCAAGCAAGGCGCGGUCGUUUACUCUGACCCGAUAGACUUUAAGGUGCAACCGCAGGCAAACAUCGCGCUAAGUCUGUACUCCCAGCAAGGCCAGUCUGGGACUCGUAUCACGGGACACCCCGGCAGUCGCACGACGUCAUGGAUGCAGACUGGGAAUCAGGUGAAUACAUCGUCUAUCGGAGGUGCUAGCACAAAGCACUGGUAUUUUGCUAGUGCUGUGGAAGUGUGGGCUCCCAGGAACACGUCUGCGAUGAUUGUUCUUGGAGAUAGCAUCUCGGAUGGACGUGGGAGCGACGAUGACAAGAACAACCGCUGGCCCGACCUUCUUCUGGCACGCCUGCAAAAGGAGGGAAUAACAAACCUCGCCAUCGCAAACCAAGCAGCCGGCGGCAACGCAGUCCUCAGCGGCGGCCUCGGCCCCACCCUCCUAACCCGCUACUCCCGCGACGCGCUCACCCAGCAAGGCGUCUCCCGCGUUCUCAUCUUUGAAGGCGUAAACGAUAUCGGCGGCGGCGGUACCGAUACGGGCUCCCAGCAGCGCAUCGGCGACGGGCUCAUCGCCGCGUACCAGAAGAUUGUGGCCGACUGCAAGAAGGCCGGGCUAGCUACCGUCGGGGCCACCAUCACGCCGUUUGCGGGGAGCGGGCAGGCGUACUCGAACGCGGAGAGGGAGCGGACGCGUGUGAGGGUGAAUAAGUGGAUUCUGGAGAGUGGGACAUUUGAUCAUGUCGUGGACUUUGCGGGGUUUAUUGGUGAUGGGGAUAAGCUGAAGGCGCAGUUUGAUGGUGGUGAUCAUUUGCAUCCGAAUGUGGCUGGGUAUCAGGAAAUCGCGACCAGGUUUCCGCUGGAUGUUCUGAAAGGUUGA
Molecule: messenger RNA, 1248 nt
Organism: Colletotrichum paranaense
Lineage: Eukaryota; Fungi; Ascomycota; Sordariomycetes; Glomerellales; Glomerellaceae
Exons: 3
Coding region: 1-1248 (415 amino acids)
Source: RefSeq, a predicted model, not a curated record